This is a messenger RNA of Penicillium angulare, 744 nucleotides long. RefSeq names its product O-methyltransferase. The coding region runs from base 1 to 744 and encodes 247 amino acids. Gene Ontology annotation, molecular function: O-methyltransferase activity. The transcript is spliced from 2 exons. The record is from RefSeq and is a predicted model, not a curated record. NCBI's taxonomy places the organism in Eukaryota, Fungi, Ascomycota, Eurotiomycetes, Eurotiales, Aspergillaceae.
AUGUCCGGAAUCCCAGCUGAUAUACUUGCAAAGUAUCCCUCACUAGCUAAAUUCAAUAACACUGAUGUCGAAUCCCACGAUGGCCGUGAGGCUACCCUCCUGAAAUACAUCUACAGUCACCCCUCGCUGGAGCAGCUGCGUGGCUCGCCGGCCGCCAUCUGUGCUGUGAUGGAUGAGUUCGCUGCAAAGGAAGAGUUCCUCAUCAAUAUUGGAAAAGACAAAGGGCCAAAGGUGGUGAACCUGAUCAAGGAGGAAAAGCCCUCUGUCUUGGUUGAGUUUGGUGGGUAUGUGGGCUACUCUGCCAUCUCGUUUGGUGAUGCUAUGCGUCAGGCUGCAGGACCAGGACAGGAACUUCGUCUUUGGAGUCUUGAGUUUGACCCUGUUAUUGCAUCCAUUGCUAUGAACUUGAUUGACCUCGCUGGUUUGAGCGAUGUUGUCAAGGUUGUUGUGGGGUCUGCGGCGGAUUCGCUAAAGAGACUCCAAGCUGAGGGCAAGCUUAGCAGUAUCGACUUUGUGUUUCUGGAUCAUGACGAGGAACUUUAUCUAUCUGAUUUUCAGGUUUGUGAAGACCUUAAGCUUCUUCACCCUGGAUCUUUGAUCGUGGCGGAUAAUGUGGUUCGGCCUGGAGCUCCCAAGUAUCGUGAGCAUAUGCGCCAGCAUGCCGGGGUGGAAAGCUGGGGUAUUAAAGGCUUGAUCAUGCCUGGUGACUUUGAGGAUGAAAUUGAGGUGUCACGCGUUAAAUAG